This is a messenger RNA of Closterium sp. NIES-67, 459 nucleotides long. The record is from the annotation of a GenBank genome assembly. Lineage: Eukaryota; Viridiplantae; Streptophyta; Zygnematophyceae; Desmidiales; Closteriaceae.
UUAAAUAAGAGUUGCUGCUUCCGCAUGGCCUUCAGCCCCUGGAGAUGAAUCCGCCAGGUCUUUUGACUUUUGUGGAUGACCUGUACAACAACAACAACGACAACAACAACAACAACGACAACAACAACGACAACAACAACGACAACAACAACAACAACAACAACAACAACAACAACAACAACAACAACAACAACAACAACAACAACAACAACAACAACAACAACAACAACAACAACAACAACAACAACAACAACAACAACAACAACAACAACAACAACAACAACAUAUUCAGUACCCAACGUCACAAGAAGCACUGUUCGUUGCACCAACUGUUGUCAAUCAAGCUGAAGACCUCAACUUCUUUUUAUGACCACAACUUCUAUACUUGGAGAUGCAAAAUUAAGCUCCUCGCGCAAUCUUUGGGUAUCUGGGGAUAAUUUGAUAGUACAAGCCAUUUCG